AUGGACUCUGACUGGUGCAUGUUCUGCGAAAAGCACGUUAUGGAUCUCGGCGCCGCCUACUGCUCCAAGGACUGUGCCCGCAUGGACAAACUCAUGUCCAUGGCCAACAAGCCCUCCGCUACAUCCAGCUCCCCCUCGGUCUCGACCUCGGCCUCGCCCCUGGCCCCCGUCUCGUCGAUCAAGCGCUAUGCUCACUCUCCCAUGACCGUUACCUAUCCCUCUAUGUACCGGUCGUCGAGCCUGAUCCCUGCCUCCAUGUCCUCCCGUGGUGGUAUCAGCAAGAACUCCUGCGCGCCCAUCCCCGCAGCAACCACAAGCAUCCGUUGCCUGCCCGUCAGCCGCAGUGCCGUUCGUCGUCAGCCCUUGGUCCUUCACGACUAA
Linnemannia hyalina is the source of this 381-nucleotide messenger RNA. NCBI's taxonomy places the organism in Eukaryota, Fungi, Mortierellomycota, Mortierellomycetes, Mortierellales, Mortierellaceae. The record is from the annotation of a GenBank genome assembly.